Lates calcarifer (barramundi perch) is the source of this 4266-nucleotide messenger RNA. Its product is annotated as NACHT, LRR and PYD domains-containing protein 12-like. NCBI's taxonomy places the organism in Eukaryota, Metazoa, Chordata, Actinopteri, Centropomidae. The record is from RefSeq and is a predicted model, not a curated record. Gene Ontology annotation, molecular function: protein binding.
UCUUUGUUUUUAUAUCUUCUAACAUUGAUCGUCAUGGGAUGUUGACUUUUUCCUGGCAUAUUCAGCUUUAGCCUCAGUCGUUUAACUUUUUUAUUUAAUUACUCAAAUACAAUAUCAAUAUGUCAUCCGGAGAGGCUGUUUUUUACUUAUGAAGCGAAUUAAUUAGCUAGCUAAAUUAGUCGCUAAAGCUCUUAAAAUCUGAAGGCAGCUGUAGUCAUUUUAAUUGACAAAAUUAUCAGUCACAGGUUGUAAAUGAGAAGUCAGCCAUUGUGUCCUUCUGUGUGAAUCAAGGAUCCAAAAAUGACUAAAGAUUUAGAGUGAUCAAUCUGUCACAGUGAUGACUAUAAACUGUAUGUCAUGUGGGGACAGAAAGCUUGACAGGUGUAACAACAAUAACUGAGGGGUGUGUGGUUUAGAGAACUGCCAAUCAAGCUCAUGUUGGCUGUUGACUGGCUGAGAAAUGUUAAGCUUGCAAGUAUGUUUUCAUCUUACCCUUACUUUACCUUCCGCAUCUGUGACUGAAGUAAGGAAGUAAAACUGGUUACCCCACAUAUCAUCAACAUGUUGUGCUGUGCAGUAGAGCUGCUCAGCUGCGGUGUAGUUUUUUUAUUAGUGCUUUUUCACUAAUGUGGCAUCAUGAAAUUUUGUCUGAUUCACCAGGUAACAAAAAGGCCAUUUUGCCAAUCAUAAUGACCUCGCUUAAAGAGACGCUGUGGGUAACCCUGGAGGAUUUGAAGGAGGAGGAAUUCAAGCAGUUGAAAUGGCUCCUCCACCAGGUGGACAUCAUGCACACAAUCAUCCCUAAUCUUGAAGUUUACCCAGCCAUCCCGAUGACUAAGCUGGAGAGGGCAGACAGGCAAGACACUGUUGCUCAGCUGGUUCAAAUCUAUGGCCCUUAUGGAGCUCUGGAGGUGACCAGGAAGGUUUUAAUAAAGAUCAACAGAAAUGAUCUUGUGCAGCGAUUACCAAACAUCACCUCAACACCAAAAGUAGAUGUUAGUGAUGUGGGGAGUGGUACAGAAAACAGACAAGUGUCCUUGCUGGAUACAUCUCCUCACCUUGUCACCACAGGCAGUCAAGUUGGAGAUUUGAUGGUGCCAGUACCAAAGCCUCCACAGCCAAUCACAUCUUAUCAAAAAGUGCUUCAGUCUAAUCUUCAGAACCGGUUUAUGUGUGUACAAGAAGGACUGUCAGAUAUGGAGGAUAAAAAACUUCUCAACGAUAUCUAUACAGAGCUCUACAUCACAGAUGGAGGUAACAUGCAAAUUAACAGCCAACAUGAAGUCAGGCAGAUUGAGAUGGCAUCAAGAAAGCCAGCUGGAACAGAAAUAUCAGUCCAACCCAGUGAUAUCUUCAAACACCCUUCUGGAAAAUACAGACCCAUAAGGACAGUGCUAACCAAUGGGAUUGCAGGAAUUGGGAAAACAUUUCUUGUAAACAAAUUCAUUCUUGAUUGGGCUGAAGGAAGAACCAAUCAUGAUGUGCAUCUCAUAUUCCCCCUCACCUUCCGCCAUCUGAAUUUACUGAAGGGAAAAAGGUUUUGUCUCGCCAAAUUCAUUCACAAAUGCAUCAGGGAAACCAAAGACAUCAAAGAGGAGGCUCUUAAUUAUAUUUUCACAGCAUUACAGAUAUCAGGAAACACUAACUAUGACAAGAGUAAAUUUAAACUUCUGUUUGUGUUGGAUGGACUAGAUGAGAACCGUCUUCAACUAGACUUCACUGCCAAAGAAAAAAAGACUAUCGAUGUGAUGAAGUCAACUGGGGUAGAGGAAUUACUGAUGAACCUCAUUAAAGGGACUCUGCUUCCCUCUUCUCGGCUCUGGGUAACUGCCCGACCUGCAGCAACCAAUCAAAUCCCUCUGGAGUUUGUAGACAUGAUGUUAGAAGUGAGAGGGUUCACUGACCCACAGAAGGAGGAGUAUUUCAUCAAGAGAUUCAGUCAUGACGAGCAUGCUGGCAGAAUCAUCUCCCACAUCAAGGCAUCACGAAGCCUCCACAUCAUGUGCCACAUUCCAGUCUUCUGUUGGAUCACUGCUACAGUGCUGGAGGAUGUGCUGAAAACCAGUGAGAGAGCGGAGCUGCCCAAGACCCUGACUGAGAUGUACACAGAAUUCCUGGCUUUUCAGAUGAGGCAGUCAAAAGAGAAGUAUGGCACAAAAAAGACCAUUCAGUAUAUUCAGUCGCUUGCAAAAUUGGCUUUCUACCAGUUGGAGAGAGGAAACAUAAUCUUCUAUGAGGAAGACCUAAAAGAUAGUAGAAUUGAUCUCAAUGAAGCUUCUGUGUACUCUGGGGUGUUCACACAGAUCUUUAAAAAGGAGCGCUGGAGGAAGAAGGACAAGAAUAAGGGCAGAAUGUUCAGUUUUGUCCAUCUGAGCAUUCAGGAGUUUCUGGCUGCCAUUUACGUGGAGCUGUCAUUCAUUAACAGCUGCAAGAAUGUGAUGGCUGAAUCUCAAGCAAUUUCCAAAAAUGUGGGGAUGCUUUUCUGCAAAGCAUCUGUAACAGAGGUCCAUAGGACUGCUAUUGACAAGGCCUUAGCAAGUCCAGAGGGACACCUGGACUUGUUCCUCCGUUUCCUGUUGGGCCUCUCACUGCAGACUAAUAAAGAUCUUCUGGCAGACCUAUUUAAACAGAAAAGAAUGACCUCAAACAGCAAUCAGGAAACAAUUCAGUACAUCAAAGAGAAGAUCAAGGAGAAUCCGUCUCCAGAGAGAAGCAUCAACCUCUUUCACUGUCUGAAUGAGCUAAAUGAUCAUUCUCUAGUGGAGGAGAUUCAAGAGUACUUGAGUUCCGGAAGUAUCGCUAAAAGAUAUCUCUCUCCUGCUCAAUGGUCAGCUCUGGUCUUCAUCCUACUGUCAUCAGAAAAAGAGUAUGAUGUCUUUGACGUUAAGAAAUACUGUGCCUCAGAGGAGGGUCUUCUUAGGCUGCUGCCAGUAUUUCAAGCCUCUAGUACAUAUCUGCUGAGUGGCUGUAAUCUGUCAGAGAGAACUUUUGAAGCUCUGGCCUCAGUUCUCAGCUCCAAACAAUCUAAUCUGAGAGACCUGGACCUGAGCAGCAACAACCCUUAUGAUUCAGGAGUGACGCUGCUCUCUGCUGCACUGGAGAAUCCACACUGUAGACUGAAUUCGCUCAGGUUGAGUGACUGUAAUCUCUCAGAGAAGAGCUGUGAAGCUCUGGCCUCAGUUCUCAGCUCAGGGUCCUCUAAUCUGCGAGAACUGGACCUGAGUAACAACAACGUGCAGGAUUCAGGAGUGAAGCUGCUCUCUUCUGGACUCGAGAGUGUGCACUGUACACUGGAAUCUCUCAGGUUGAAUUUGUGCACGCUGUCAUGGAUGAGCUGUGAAGCACUGGCCUCAGUUCUCAGAUCACAGUCAUCUUGUCUGAAACAGCUGGAGCUGAGUAACAAUGAUCUGCAGGAUUCAGGAAUAAAGUGCCUUUCUGCUGGGCUGGAGAGUCAACAGUGCAGGCUGGAAACCCUCAGGUUGUCAGGCUGCCUGGUCACAGAGGAAGGGUGUGCUUCUCUGGCCUCAGCUCUGAGCUCCAACCCCUCCCAUCUGAGAGAGCUGGACCUGAGCUACAAUCAUCCAGGACACUCAGGAGUGAUGCUCUUGUCUGCUGGAUUGAAUGAUCCACAGUGGAGACUGGACACUCUAAAGCUCGAUCCUAGUGGAGUGCAUUGGUUGAAAUCUGGUCUGAAGAAGUAUGCCUGUGAACUCACACUGGAUCCAAACACAGCAGACAGAGACCUCAUCCUCUUUGAUGAAAACAGAAAAGUGAAACGGGGGAGCGGGGAGCAGCCAUAUCCGGAUCACCCUGAGAGAUUUGAUGGCUGGUUUCAGUUGCUGUGCAGAGAGGGUCUAACUGGUCGCUGUUACUGGGAAGUGGAGUGGGAUGGAAGGAUUUGGGUUGCAGUGACUUACAAAGGAAUCAGCAGGAGUGGAGAGGCCAUUGACUGCUGUCUGGGAUGGAAUGAAAAGUCCUGGUGUCUGGAGUGCACUGAUGGUGGGUACUAUACCUGGCACAAUAAAACUAUAACAAACAUAUGGUUCCACCCACAUGACACUACAAGAGUAGCUGUGUAUCUGGACUGGCCUGCUGGCACACUGUCCUUCUACAGGGUCUCCUCUGAUUCUCUGACUCACCUCCACACCUUCUACUCUACAUUCACUAAACCCCUCUACCCUGGGUUCUGGAUCGGGAUAAACUCCUCAGUGACUCUCUGUCAGAUGGAGGAAGAGGAGCUGUCACCUGUUUGAAGAAACAAACUGC